Molecule: messenger RNA, 12866 nt
Organism: Apis mellifera (honey bee)
Lineage: Eukaryota; Metazoa; Arthropoda; Insecta; Hymenoptera; Apidae
Product: sodium/potassium/calcium exchanger Nckx30C
Exons: 7
Coding region: 142-2253 (703 amino acids)
Biological process (GO): intracellular calcium ion homeostasis; calcium ion transmembrane transport
Cellular component (GO): membrane
Molecular function (GO): calcium, potassium:sodium antiporter activity; calcium channel activity
Source: RefSeq, a predicted model, not a curated record
GCGGGGGGGAGGAGGAGGAGGAGGAGGACGGAGAAGAAGAAGACGAAGGAGGAGAAGGAGGAGGAGGACGGUGGACUCGCUAACGACGGCGAACGUCCUCGAGGGUGCAAGAUACCAGCACCAGCAACACGAGCGGCGACGAUGAUCGUGACAGGCGGCGAACGACGUACAUGUUGUUGGAGGAGGAGGCGGCGGUUCGCGGUCGCGGUACUGGCCUCGGCCCUACUCACCCUAGCGAUCGGCCCCGCGCCGAUCGAGGGGCACAGGCCAGCGCCGAUCAUCGUGCAAACGAGUAGCAACAAGACAACUACGCCCCUGUUGGCCCACUCGGUGAACGGUACUUGGCCUCCACCGAACGGAAACGAGAACAACAACGAAGCCGACCUACGCGCGGAGGACGGAUACAACAGCAGCGUUCAUCACCACCAUCACAAGAAGGUCGGCGGCAACAUGACCGAGGAAAAGGCGCCUCUCUUUCCCCAAGAUCUCUUCACCGUCCAUCAACGGCGACGCGGUGCCGUGAUUCUCCACGUAAUCGGUGUUGUGUACAUGUUUGUCGCUUUGGCGAUCGUUUGCGACGAGUUCUUCGUGCCGUCUCUCGACGUGAUCAUCGAGAAACUCGAGAUCGCCGACGACGUUGCGGGUGCUACCUUCAUGGCGGCCGGUGGUUCGGCCCCCGAACUGUUCACAUCGAUAAUCGGCGUGUUCGUGUCGUUCGACGAUGUCGGUAUCGGCACUAUCGUCGGUUCCGCCGUAUUCAAUAUUCUCUUCGUGAUCGGCAUGUGCGCUAUAUUCUCGCGUACCGUGCUCUCCCUCACAUGGUGGCCUCUAUUUCGCGAUUGCACCUUUUAUAGCGCCAGUCUGCUCACCCUGAUCUAUUUCUUCCGCGAUAAUUAUAUUCACUGGUACGAGGCCCUCGUACUCUUCGGAUUCUACUUGGCUUACGUGAGCUUCAUGAAGUGGAAUCAACCGAUGGAGAAGCUCGUCAAGAGAGUGCUUCACAGAAAUAAGGUGACCCGGGUGAGGUCUACCGAUCAGCUGAUGCCCUCGCACCAGAGCGCCGCCCAGGCAUUGCAGCAUCCGAACGCGACGAACAGUAGCGAGACGAGCGUGGGUGGCGUGUCGGGUGCAUGCGGAAGCAGCGGCAUACCGGCGGGUGGAGAGGCCGGGUGCAGCAGCAGAGGUGGCAGCAGCAGUGGUGCCGGUGGCACGGCCGGACAGGGCUGCGAGCAGGGAGCCCACGGUGGCUCCUCGUCUCAUUCCAGGGAGAGCCACGCCAAGUUCAGGCACGGCUUGCUACAGCUUAUGAUCCACACGAUCGAUCCGCUCCACGACGGUCAGUCCCGCGCCGGCAAAGUGGACGAGAAAGCGACGCAACUGCACGCGAUAGCCUCGCUAAAGGUGCUGUUGGAUGCCACCAGGCCGCAUAACGGUGCAGCUACGUCGACCGCCGCCCAUUACUCAGGUGCAUCGUCGAAAGAGACCACCCUACAGUUACAGCAAGGCUCGCAGGGCACCACCACGACCACCACUACGACAACGACCACGGCCGGCACCACCGCCGGCAUCCAAGAACUUCCCAAUGGCGGUAUAGCCGCUGGCCUCGACGCGGGCCUCGAUUCGGGAGAGGAGGAUGACCCUCCGGAAGCGUUGGACAUGGGGUGGCCCAGCAGUGCCAGGAAGAGGUUAACUUACAUUUUAGUCGCGCCAAUUCUAUUCCCUCUUUGGCUCACGUUACCAGACACGAGGACACCCAGAGGAAAGAAGUUCUUCGCGGUGACGUUCAUCGGCUCGAUCUUUUGGAUCGCGGCUUACUCGUACCUGAUGGUCUGGUGGGCGAAUGUCGCCGGCGACACGGUUCGCAUUCCACCGGAAGUGAUGGGCCUGACGUUCCUGGCCGCCGGCACCAGCAUCCCAGAUCUGAUCACCAGCGUGAUAGUCGCGCGGAAAGGAUUCGGCGACAUGGCCGUGUCGAGCUCGGUUGGCAGCAAUAUCUUCGACGUGACCGUUGGGCUUCCGGUACCGUGGCUGCUGUACGGCUUGAUCUACGGAAGACCCGUGGAAGUGAACUCGGUGGGGAUGGUGUGCAGCAUAGCGAUCCUAUUCUGCAUGCUGCUGUUCGUCAUCUUGAGCAUCGCCUGUUUCAAGUGGCGGAUGAACAAGGGCCUCGGGUUCACCAUGUUCCUCCUCUACUUCGUCUUCGUCGCCGUCUCGCUGAUGUUCGAGUACGAGUUCCUGGUCUGUCCGGUCUAGGAACGAGGAGCAUCCGAGCAAGCCAGAGGUCCAACGAGGACGGUAGAUGGACGCACAUUUACGGGUCUCGUCAUCGUCAUUAUCAUCGUCGUCGGCGAGUGGUCCACGGCCGACGAGAGAAAUCUUCCUCGAGCGCCGCAUCGAUCGAAAAGAGGAAAGAGAAAGAAAGACACGAUAACAGCCUUCCCGAAAUAAUUAUCGAAAACAGUGUUGAUGCACCACAUCCCCCUUCCCUCGUUCCCCGAGAAUCUCGUUACCCUCCCAAAACGGUUAACACGUUACCCCAGGUUACGAAGCGUUUUUGUUCUAGUCGAGAUACGUGUACAUAUUGUAUAAACCUUGAAAUACCUGAAACAAAAUACUCGUCUCGUUAAGAAUCGCAGCGACCUCCUGUUCGAUGGAACAGUCGUUGCUGAAACGCAGCGAGCGUGUCUCUCGAUCGUGCCAACGAUUGCGCGAAGUAAUAUCGACUUUAUAUAAUAUCAUAGAGAGAGAGAGAGAGAGAGAGAGAGAGAGAGAGAGAGAGAGAGAGAGAGAGAGAGAGAGAGAGAGAGAGAGAGAGUUGCACCAUUUUAUUCCUCCUUUUAAUCUUUUCUUAUUCCUUCUUCUUCUUCUAUUACUACCACUGUUACUAUUACUACUGUUAUUAUUACUACUACUUGCUACUACUUACUACUAUUACCACUACUAUUAGUACUACUGUUAUCACUACCACUACUCUUUCUCUUCUUUCUUAUUCUUCUUCUUCCCGUGUAUUUCUACUCGUACGAAAAAACUACCAACUACGUUUCUCUUACGAUCUCGACUUAUCCUAGAUGUAGAAUCUUUAUUCAAGACAAUUCGCUCGUCGACGCCACUCGUUAGGUUCCCGCGUACGCUCGAAGCUUGACGCGCCGAUAUCUCGAAACACUCUCUCCUUUUCCUCCUCGUUUUCCAACGCGACUUUUCUCGAGAAUCGUCGAAUUCGCGACCAGGUUUACGCCUACGUCCAUCUAAUCAAGAAGGAAGAGAUAUUUUUCGUAGACAUGCUUCGAUUCGUGACUUUCCAAGUGGCGUUAGUCGAACUGCCAAAUCGUUCCACGAAGGAAACAAUGAAUUUGCUAUCGUGUAAAAUAAUAUAUAUAAAUAAAUAAAUAAAUAAAUAUAUAUAUACAUAUAUAUAGUUCUCGAUCGCGAUUUACGAUCGUUUGGCACGAUUCCAUUGCUGGCGGUGAACGAUUCCUCGUUGGGCAAUGGACGGGCUGACCGCUCGCUGAUUUCUCUCUCUAAAAAGCAACAUUCUCUUUUCGCCUAUAAUCGUAGAAUAUAGCCAAUCUACUGUGUCGUGUUCGCAAAAUCUGCACGGAUGCGAUUUCUGACGGUCGACGCUUCGUUUUCGAGUCGUUUCCGGGAAAAUGUGCGAGGCAUUCGCAAUCGGGAUCCUCCUUCUUCCACGCUUUUUCCAAUUUUCGAACAAAGAAAAGAAGGGGAAAAGAUCGAAACGACGUCGUGAGAUUAAAUUAAUUAAUCGAUAAUUCAGGGACGAAACGACCAACGUUUCGAUUUUGAUCGAUCGCGCAAUCGCCUCGAAUGAUCGUUGAGGACGCGCGCGUGAUACCUCGACACAUACGUUGUUACGCCGUUUGUUACGCCGCGAAACAUUGAUAUUGUUCAAAGAAAUAAAAAAAAAAAAAAGAAAAAUAAACGAACUGCGACUCCACUUUCGAUCGAACAGAUCGAACGUGGCAUGAUUUUUCUCGAUCGAUUGGAAACGAAUUCGUCGAUCGCCAAAAGUGCGCUCCAUUCCUGCACGCCGAGAACGGAAGCGGCGCCGGUUCGGAUCGCGAAUCGCGGAAACGAUGGCGGUCGAAUCGAUCCUUUGAAUAUCGCAGAUACGAAAUUUCUUAUCUCCCUUCUGAUUGUAUAAUAAAAAAAUAGAAGAACGCCUUCAAGAGCUUCCCGAGCGGGCUGUGGUAAUUUCGAGAGGAGCAACAACAGCCGAGAAGAACCGCCCUCGUUUCGACGAACGAGAGCGUUCGUUUUGCCGAGGAUACGCGGCUCCGGUUCCGGGCGUGCCCGUUUUUAAACUUGGAUUACUAACUAACUAAAACUAUCGAGCAAAUAUAAUCUACGUAAGAGGCACGAGGAGAGAUCGAACCUUCCUAAAAUCGCGUAGCGAAAUUAAAAGGAAAGCUGUUGGAGGGAACGCGGUGCAGCCGGCUCGUUCGUUCUUCGAAACGAGAACACCCGCGACGCUUGCCUCUGCACCUUCUAUUUUGACGGUAUUCACCAAAACGAUCGACGAGAGAGUAACUGCACACCGUUCUUUCUAGCGUGGAAGAGUAAACGAGCUAGCAACGAUCUCGCGCGAGGAACGAGAGAAUGAAGAAGAGCGUUUCGAGCGACGAAUACGAGAAGCCGAAGAGGACGAACAGACUUUUUGAUUACGUACAUAUACAAUACAUACAUAUAUAUAUAUGCGUGAGAGAAGGAAGUUUCGUGAUCUCGAGAGCGAUUCUCACUAAGCUAUUUUUCACUAACAACAAUUCUUUCGAGUUUUCGACGCCACGCUACGCCACGCUAUGGUGAUAUCGUUAGACGAUGUUAAAUAAUUAUAUUAUUAUAUAUCGUUGUUACAUGUACACGCGAGCGGAGAAACAGAGAGGAGUGCGAGAGAUGGAGCGAGAAAGAAUGAGAGAAAGAGAGAGAGAAAGAGACGUGUACAGAGGAUAAUAAGUGUGUGAGUGGAAUAUGAAAGAAUGAAAGGGGGGAGGGAGGGAGGGUGAAUGUGGCAGAGAGAUAAAAGCGAAGAAGAAGAGAAAAACUUUUUAAUUCGUGUUAACAGAAUUUCUGUAUUAUAUAAAAAUGUUUCAAAGUACCGUUUUGACCGCGUAGAUUGUAACAAAUAGUUAUAACGUGAUACCGACUAAGUUUUAGGAAUAUCGAAAAAAAAAAAUAAAAAAUAAAAAGUAAAAAGUAAAAAAUAAAAAAAAAUAAAAAGAAAAAAAAGCGGAGAAGAAAUGUGAAUAAUAAUCGCAGCGUGAUCGCUGCGCGACGAGACGAUUAGAAAGAGCGACGUAUGUAUCCGGAACCGCCUGAACGCCUAACAGCGGCCUAGCUUUUUACUAAAGAAGAAAAAACAGGAAAACAUAAAAAAAAAAAAAAAAGAAAUACUCUCGCACGACGCAAAAAAGCUGACGCAAAGAAUCAAAUCGUAACGAGGAGAGACCAGAAAUUCACUUGGGAUGAAACGGAGAAGAAGAGGAACAAAGAAAAAAGAAAGAAAGAAUGGAAGAAAAGAAGAACACAGGGAACAUAACAGGGAUUCGGUAACGAAAUUAAACGAGAAAUUUCACUCUUCGCGCAUACUUCAAACGUUGUCACGCUUUUGUAUAUUCUCGACUCGAAACUGAAAAAAGGGAAGGGAAUCGUGGAACGGUUCUCGAUCGCGUUCCGAGAAAAAGGAAACAUCGUGUUUGCGCCCCCGUUCUCUCUACGAGUCAUCCUUGCUCUUAAACUCUUUUUAGCCGCUGCUAACACACGUCUUACACGUCUAUCGUUCUCGCUCUUCUUGCCACAAAACGUCCGAGUGUUGUUUGACCCUCCCGUUUUCCACCGACUUUCACAUCUCUAGCAUCGAAUUAAUCUUACGCUUUUAACACUAUUAAUUCCACUAUUGAUCCGUGGUGGCGAUCGGCCGUGGUGGUAAUCGACUCUCUCCAGGAUUUGUCGCGGAAGAAGAGGAAGAAGAGGAAGAAGAGAAAGAAGAAGAAGAAGAGGAAGAAAAGAAAGAGGAAGAAAAGAAAAAAGAGAAAGAAAAGAAAGAAGACAAAGAAGAGAAAGAAGAAAAAGAAGAAAAAGAAGAGGAAGAAGAAAAAGAAGAGGAAGAAGAGCGAGGAUCAUCGCCGAUCGUCUCGCGUUGCAUCGCGUCUAAUUGUCAGCUGUUCGCCUUAUCGUCUACUGAUACUAUUGAUACUUCAACAACAAGGAAAAAAACAGAUGUGGUUUCGGAUUGAUUCGUGAAAGUAAAACCGAGAUUCGCGAGAGGGAAGAAAAGCGUGGGUAUAAAUGAGGGAGAAAAAGAGAGAGAGAGACGGAAAGGACAAUGGAAGAGUGAAUGCAGCAGCUUCUCACGAGACGAUUUGACACGAAUGAGCGAGCAACGUUAAAGCGCGUAGAUUAUUAUAAACGAACGAGAGCAGGAGAGGAAACCUUUAGCGCGAAGUAGCUGAUAGGACGUAGCGUUUCUUAAUAGUUUCGUAAACGAUUAUGAGAAGCAAGUAGCGAAAGAUGCACAAUACGAUCUUCCCGAAGUACCGAUCACUGAUCAACAAAACGAUUAAAAGAAACAAAAAGAUUAAAAAAAAUGAUAAAAAGGAAAGAGGAGAAUAAGAGAUACGCAGACAAGUGAUGGAAGUAAAAAAAAAAUGAAAUAAAAACGGCGGCGCCUCUUUUUUGCAAUUUAGCAUUUUUAGUACCACGCCGAGGAAGAGAGCGAGAGAGAGAGAGAGAAAGAGAGAGUGCUUGCGCGAGAGAAAUGAAUGAGAGAAAGAAAGAGAGAAAGAGAGAGAAAGAAAUUCCGUGUAGCUUCAAUUAUUAUAAACGUUUUCAAUCAAACAUUUGUUAUCGUAGAGUGUAACUGAUAUCGUAACGAUCGAUUAUUAAUUCGUACGUCGAAACAUAGAGAAAAAUCGCGCGCUACCAACAGGUUCAACGCCAAGAGACGACGUUUGGUCAUCAAAGAAGCGAAUUGACCUGCGUUCAGUACGGGUGUGGCCGAGGCCGCGAACAAAAUAAGGCAAUUCCUCGAGCUUUCGACCUUCCUCUCGAACCAAUUCCUCUUGCACUCGAUCAUCUAUACGAAGAAAGGAGUAUUCGACGAGAAAAUUGUUCGUCUUCGAGACGAAACGAAAGUUCCUGAAUUGAAGAGGUAAGAGAUUUAUAAUCGCGAAUCGUCGGAUAACAAAAAAAGAAAAAAAAAAAAGAAAAAGAAGAAAAAAAAAGGUAUUUUUCUCGAAGAAAUUUUUCGUUUCGAAAUCGAAAUCGUGCAUCGCAAUCGUGGUAGUCGAUAUAGUUGAAGAGGAGAUAUUGUUGCGAGAAAAGAAGGGUAAACGAUAAACGAGGGGAGAGUUCGUUAAGUUCGUUAUUCUCGUUGAAACGAAAACGGAUGAACGGGAAAUCGCGUGAUAAGGCGAAGGUCGGGAGAAAUGCUCGAAGCUCGUGGUAUUAUCACGCUCGUAAUUUGUACUUUAUAAUACUUUAGGAUAAACAUCGUUGAGGGUUGAAAGGGGACAUCGAGUUUCAAUUCUAAUCUCUGAACUUUCGACGCGCGUCUCGCGACGAGACGUAACGGGACACACGUCGUUGCGGCCGAUUCUAUAUAUUUAACGGCUCGAAAUUCAUUUUUAUAUAUUAAAAAGAAAAAGAAAAAUAAUGAAAAAAAAAAUAUAUAUAUAUAUAUAUACGCGGUAUGUAAGAACGAUCGUUCAAGUCGAAUCUUACGUUGUCGAAAAUAUCGGUAUGCGUAUGGUACCAAUGCCAGUAUCGACAGACUAUUCGUUUGUAGCGAAUUACGGUUCAAAAUUUCUUAUUUUUCUUUCGCCGUUCGAAACGCGUUUAUAUCUAAGCUGGUGGAAAGGUUCUUUUCGUUCGAGCGAUGAAAACAGGAAACCGAGGAAGGAUCUUAUCGAAAUAUAUUUUACGACCCAGUUCGUUUCAACGCGAUCGUCAUCACGGUUGCCCUAAUUUUUCUCCCCCUUUUCGUUCUUUUUUCGUCUUUUUUAUCAUUUUACAUUAAACACGUCAACGAAAAUUCACUUUUCAUUAGUUAUUCUUUCACGCGACGACUCGGAUCAUAGGAUCAUAAAAUGCUUGUCGGACCAAAAUAAUCGUAUAUAAAAUUUUGUAUUUGAUGUUUUCAAAUUGUCAUUCUUGGAAUAUCCGCGAAUGAAAUACGCGAGAGAAUUAUCUUAUUUUGCCAAAUAAUCGAAUUGAUGGAAUCGAACGAAUUCGCGCGUGAUAUGUCAAGUAGUUUAGGACUUGGACAGUCGCGAGGAAAAUAUGAUUCCGUGAUACGAGUCAAAGAAAUAUGAUGAAACUUGUUUGUUUCUCUUCUGAUACGACAAGAUAAAUGUUUAUUCUCCCUGUAUGUCACACGAUCGUGUUGAUAAUAUUGUUUUUUUUCAUUCGUUCAAUAACGUUAAUUGUUAUUAUAUGUCUAGAAAAAAAAAAGAGAAAGAGAAAAACAUCAGGAAAAAUAAGAAAGAGAGAAAGAGGAGGAUAGAAAACGACAGCACGAAUCAGUGUAUAUGAGAGAGCGAGAGAGAAAGAUUGAGAGCUUGAGUGUAUGUACAUACAAGUGUGAAUGAGUGAAACAGAGUGCUAGAAAAUGGGGGAAAAGGGGAUGGAGGAAACAGAAGAGAGAAAAGAAAUUUCGCUUAUAAAGGCUUAACGAUCCAAAAAAAAAAAAAGAAAAAAAAAAGAAAAAAUUAUUCUCUUGGCAAUGACAAGGCGUGAACGCACAUAUCAAAGAGAAGGAGAUGUUGACGAUUUAAUAAAAAAAAAUAUAACUAAAAUAUAUACAUUAGCGGUUAUUAUUAGAGAUUUAAAUUGUAAGAUACUUAGGGAAAAUUAUAAAAAGAAAAAAAUAAAAGGAUAAAAGCGUUACAAAGUUUCUAUAUAUAUAUAUACAUAUAUAUACACGAUUAAAGAAUUAUGUUAAAUAUGUAUUAUAUGUAUGUAUAUAUAAUACAUAUAUUAUCAUAUAUAUAUAUAUAUAUAAAUAUAUAUAUAUAUAUUGUUUUCGAAUGAUGGAUAAACGAUUCAAUCGCGUGCAGAUCGAUUAUUGGACACGUAUUAAUGGUCGCACGCGUGCACACACCCACACACGCACACCGCACUAUGUAUACUAUAAGAGACGUGUGUGUGCGCGUACGAAGGUUACACGCGUGAAAAAUGGCAGGCAAUUAUCGAUCUUUGACGUGUAUAUCACGUCUUUUGUGAUUAGUUGCACGCAACAACAGCCAGGUGUUUCUCUUGCAACGUGCGCGCACGCGUGUACAGAUAUGUAUAUGUAUGUGUAUAUAUAUAUGUAUAUACAUAUAUAUAUAUAUAUAUAUAUAUAUAUAUAUAUAUAUAUAUAUGUGUACAUAUACGUGUCAUCUCGUUUGUUCCAGUUCUUUUUCGCGUAUGUAUAUAUAUAUAUAUAUAUAUAUGUAUAUGUAUAUGUAUAUAUAUACAUAUAUACAUACAUAUACAUUAUAUUUUAUGAUUGUCAUUGUUAAAUUCGUCGCAUGACAUAGGGUUUUACCCCCGUCCAUCGCCGCAGUAGUAAACGUAUUGGAUACGACAUAAUUAAAAAAAAAAUCCGGAUUUUACGAGAUAAACGAAAAGACGAAUGAACCUAGGUUAUCGCAGAAACUUAGAUAAACAAAAAAAAAACAAAAAGAAUGGAUAAAAUAUUACAAAUAAUUAUACUAUUAUACAUACAUUAUCUAUUAUAUACAGGCGCAUAUAAAUAUAUAAAGGUCUAACGUUGUAUACGUCGGGAUGAGAGUCCGAGGAAAUAGAAUGAAUUUAUUACGGCAACGUUUUCUUUCGCUCGUGCGUACGAAUAUAUGACAUUGUCGCUCUUCUAUUAACCCUUUCUCUGCCCUCGAAUAUUCGUUCCACGCGCGUGAUAUGUAUAUAUAUAUAUAUAUAUAUAUAUAUAUAUAUAUAUAUAUUUCCACGUUCCAAUCCUUUUCGAUACAGCUUUUAAAGUGAUGUAAAAUGGGUGAUCAUUUUCUCGUUACAACGGGAGUUAAUCGAAUAAUCGUGAAAUGUAUCGCGAUCCUUUGCGCUUAAACAUCUCGAGGGUCGGCGAUCAACAAUCUCAUUAUUUCUUUGUUACACGUUGCACGAUGAACACAGUAUUCACAAUGAACAUUUCUAUGAAACUUCCACUAGAUUAUCUACCAAAUUAUUUCGAAGUUAAAGAUUAUUGUUAAAUUAUUGUUCAAGAAAAAAUUGUUGUAUACCAACGUUUAUCUAUUCCUAGAGAGAAGAAGGAAAUUUUGUUUUAAAAAGAAAAGCGUGGAGUUGGAGAACGAUGACAGUAUUAGGGUUAAAUUGGAACGUACAAGGAUCGAUUCUGUUUUUCAGAUUAUUUAAGAUACGUACGAUUAGACGAAAUCAGCCUAGUAUGUAUAUACAUACAUAUACAUAUAUAUAUUAUACACACUCCCAUACAUACACUCGAGUACACAAACAAAAAAGACAAAAAAUAUAUAUAUAUAUAUAUAUACAUACAUAUGUAUAAAUAUAAAUAUUAUAUUGAAUUUUACUACGGAUUGCAGUGUGCAUAUGCAAUUUGAUCGAGAAACAACGAGGUCUCGAUAAGCGAUUUGACGAUUUUUGUGAUACCUGUCAAAUAUGUAAACGGCAAAUCGAUCUUCUCGAUAGACGACCACGCUUUUCGUUUGUCUCAGUCAUGGUGUAAUUUCGUAAGGACGCCUGUACAAGCGUAUUUUCAACGGAGACAAGACAAAUGCUGCACCAACGACCAUGUUAUUUACACCUCACGCAGGAUGAUUUUCGGCUUAUAUCUAGAGAAAUCGCUGAUCGCGUGCGAGUUGAGCGUUAACGAGGAUUAAAUGCAAGAUAAAAGAAAAAAAAAGAAAAAAAUGAGUACAAUGAAAUCUCGAAAAAAAAAGAAAAAAAAAAGAAAAAGAAAAAAAGAAAGAAUUCAUAAAUAAAAAUAUAACCGGAUGAUGUUAAAGUAUAAAUGUCGCGUUGGAAUCAAAUCGUUGGCGAACGAGCGUCCAGGAUUGACAAUUGAACAUACAAAUCGAUUGCAUCGUCCUCUUUUCUCUUGUCUCAUAAGAAGAUAUGAAUUCAUGAAUUACUUUUACAGAAAUACGAAAAUCUGUAAGAAUUCGAAAAAGAUCAGCCACCCGUUAUUAUUUUUUGAAUUUUAAUUUUAAAAAAACUGUGUCGUUCGUUGCAUGCUCGUUCAAAAUUAGUGAUCGAAUAUCAAUCGAAGAUCAAUCGGACGCUUGACGUUCGUUCGACGUAGCAGUUCCAUCGCGACCGAUACCGCGUGCAAUAAAACAAAAUAUGUAAACAAUAUUAAUAUCAUUAUAUACAACAUUUUUACGGCAUAUACGAAUACGAUGUAGAGAAAAGCAGGUGAAACAAGUUUAGGAUAAUAUUACUUGUUGUUGUCUACCAUAGCGUUGUAGUUAUAUACAAUACAGGUAGAAAAUUAUAGGCAAGCCGAAGCGAAUGUGUGAAAGAACAAAUGCGAGAGUGUAACGUGAGAGAGAAAAAAAUGCAUGUGAGCAAAAAUGAACGUGAAAGAGAGAGAGAGAGAGAGAUGCGAAUGAGUCAAGAAAGAGAGAGAAGAAAAUUUGAUGCAAUUGACGAGCGUACAUGUUAUUCUUACAUAAUACAACUAUAUAUAUUCACAUAUAUAUGUAUUGUACAUAUAUCUAUGUGUGUGUGUAUAUAUAUACAUACAUAUGUAUAUAUAUAUAUAUAUACAUAUACAUACAUACAAGGAAGCUAGUUAUUUAAAAGCAACAACAACCAACAGAAAAAAAAUCAAUGAUUAAUAUUAUAUACAGAAAUCUAUACAUACAAACUUUAAAGAACGUGUGCCUAUGUGCGCACGUGCGUACGCGCGCGUACGUGCGGACACUCGACAACCCCAAAUCCACCCGAUUCUUACUUCCUACUCGAUCAACCAUUCUGCAACCUCUCUCCUCUUUCUCAAUUCUAACAUUCAUCCAUCCCUUCUCUCUGUCCCCUUUCACUCCCAUCCAUCCAUCCAUCCAUCCACCCAUCCACCCAUCCACCCAUCCACCCAUCCAUCCCUCAACCCCUCUGACCAUUCCAUUCUCAUCCUAUCGCUCUUUUUCUCUCUUUCUAUCUCUCUGUCUCUCCCUCCAUUCUAUUUCACACGCACUUGCGCACAUAUCCAUGACGCAUUAUCGUAGCCGUGUUGUGUAGGGAAUGUCUUUAAUGAAUAAGAUACGAUUUCUCAUGUUACAUGUUAUAAGAAACAAAAAAAAAAAAAAAAAGAAGCAGCAAAAGUAAUUCAAAAAAAAAAAAUAAUAAUAAUAAUAAAAUAAUAACGAGACAAAUCUCUUCUCCGGUCAGUUGCAGGAUCGCUCGAACGUUGUUGAAUCAAUAACCCUGUGGAAGGUUUCGCGUUGUAUAAAAGAGAAAAGAAUAAUAAGAUAAAAUAAAAUAAAAUAUCAAGCGCAGAAAGAAAAAAAUACAUUAAAGAAAAGUGGAAACGAAAUAAAGAAAGACGACUUGAAGGAAAAGGCGAAGGGAACUUUCGUUGUACACAUACACUCUGUACAUUACAAGUUGUUCGUAUUCAUUAUUAUUGUUAUUAUUAUUAUCGCUACGAUUAUUAUAAUUAUUACUAUUAUUGCUACAGAUAUGUGUAUAUAUGUAUACAUGUAUAUGCAGUGUGUAUAUACAUAUAGACACGUAUUACGCGUUUUACACGUGUUUUGCCAGCCGCGGUGUUCCUUUAUUCGUGGCUCAACUUUUUUCUCUCUUUCCACCCAACCCGUUUGCUGUGCCAGAACCAAAGAUCGUGCUUGUCUCGUCAUGAAAAAAUGCGCGAGUCGAUUAAUAAA